AUGACCAUCAUGGCCUCCCUCGAGGAUUCUCUCUCCCCGCUGAUUCAGAAAUGGCUCGAGUGGGACCAGGAUCCCACGACCCGCUCGGAAAUCGAGCAGCUUCGGGACUCGAGGCAGGCCGCUGAGCUGGAAAAGCGCCUUCGCAAACGCAUCCAGUUUGGCACCGCCGGCCUGCGCGGCCGCAUGGCUGCCGGUUUCUCGUGCAUGAAUUCCCUAACCGUGAUCCAGGCGUCGCAAGGCCUGGCCAAGUACUUGCGGGAUAACUAUGGCGACCUCACCUCGCGCGGGGUGAUCAUCGGCCAUGACGCCCGUACCAAUUCUGCCAAAUUCGCGGUUUUGGCCGCCAAUGCAUUCAUCGCACAGGAAAUUCCAGUCUGGUUCUUCUCAGGGCCUGCGGUUACCCCCGCUGUGCCCUUUGCCGUGACCGAUAUGCGCGCCCUUGCCGGCGUCAUGGUCACAGCAAGCCAUAACCCAGCGCAAGAUAAUGGCUACAAAGUUUACUUCAAAAAUGGCUGCCAGAUCAAUUCUCCCAUGGAUAGGGAGAUAUCCGAUUCGAUCGAGCGGAAUCUUAAACCAUGGGCAGAUGCCUGGACCGAGUCACCACCAGCCGGCGAUUACUUCCGCCCGAAAGCCUACGAACAGCUACUGCCACGCUAUACCACUCGAGUUUGGCAUUAUUCGAAAUCCACCGUUCAACAUUGGAGGCACCCAAAGCCGUUUGUCUACACUCCCUUACAUGGCGUUGGAGGGCUAGUGCUCCCCGAUCUGUGCCGUUCAUUGGGUAUUACCGACUUCACCACAGUUGCGGAACAAACGACACCAGAUCCAAACUUCCCAACGCUACCAUUCCCAAACCCUGAGGAAACCGGAGCGCUAGAUCUCGCGGUGGAAACAGCAGAUCGGGAAGGUAAAACCCUAAUUAUUGCUAACGAUCCAGAUGCCGAUAGGUUUGCUGCAGCUGAGAAGGUUGACGGCUCUUGGUUUUUCUUCACCGGAAAUCAUAUGGGAGCGCUUCUAGCGUCCCACCUGUUCGACUCACUUGAGAAUAUCGAUACCGAUACACGAGUUGCGGUUCUAAACUCGGCCGUCUCCUCGACCAUGCUUGAGAAAAUGGCAACGGCUAGGAAUAUCUAUUUCGAGGAAUCCCUAACAGGCUUCAAGUGGAUGGGCAACACGUCACGGAACUUAGAGGAGUCAGGAUACUACGUUACAUUCGCAUUUGAGGAGGCCCUUGGCUACAUGUUCCCCGAGGUUUGCUACGACAAAGACGGUAUUACAGCGGCUAUGAUCUUCUUGUCAGCACAAGCACGAUGGGCCACGCAGGGCCUGACCCCUUACACCAAACUGCAGAAGUUGUUCGACGAAUUUGGACACCACGAGACACUCAACAAUUACUUCCGGUCGCCCAACCCUGAAACCAGUCUAGCAAUGUUCGACGCUGUAAGAUCUGGCCCGUUCAAAUCAGAAAUGAAACUAGGGUCGUUCAAAAUCCUUCGAUGGCGAGAUAUGACAGAAGGCUUUGACUCGGGCACACCAGACAAGAAGCCCCAACUUCCUGCAGAUAAGAGCAGCCAAAUGUUGACUCUGUGGCUUGACCGCGAAGUACGAUUCACAAUUCGAGCAUCAGGCACAGAAGCCAAGGUCAAAUACUACAUCGAGAGCUGUGGCUCCUCUCGCCAGCAGGCCACAGAUGCUGUCUGUGACACCCUGCGGACAGUCAUCAAAGAAUGGAUUCAGCCGUUCGCCCCGCUGUUGACAUACAACAAACAGCUGUCAACAUCUUCAGGCCAUGUUCUCCGACUUGAUUAA
Molecule: messenger RNA, 1809 nt
Organism: Aspergillus puulaauensis
Lineage: Eukaryota; Fungi; Ascomycota; Eurotiomycetes; Eurotiales; Aspergillaceae
Gene: PGM3
Product: phosphoribomutase PRM15
Exons: 10
Coding region: 1-1809 (602 amino acids)
Biological process (GO): carbohydrate metabolic process; purine ribonucleoside salvage
Molecular function (GO): magnesium ion binding; phosphopentomutase activity
Source: RefSeq, a predicted model, not a curated record